Aplosporella prunicola CBS 121167 is the source of this 663-nucleotide messenger RNA. RefSeq lists its product as uncharacterized. The annotation marks the transcript as partial. The transcript has 2 exons. NCBI's taxonomy places the organism in Eukaryota, Fungi, Ascomycota, Dothideomycetes, Botryosphaeriales, Aplosporellaceae. The record is from RefSeq and is a predicted model, not a curated record.
ACCCCAACGCAACCCUUCCGCUUCUUCGACCUCCCCGCCGAGAUCCGCCUGCGAAUAUACGAGCACCACCUAACCUUCUCACACACGAUCGACCUGGACCCCGCGAACCACCGGCUCCUCUCCCCCCGCCUCUCCCUCUUCCUCACCUCGCACCGCACGCACGCCGAAGCCUCCCGCGUCUUCUACGCCACAAACACCUUCCGCCUGCUCCCGCUGCACGGGCGCUUCUUCCACUCCCCGCGGCCGCUGCUCGCCCGCCUCCCCCCGCGCUACCGCCACGCCCUCGCGACGCUCGAGCUGCGCCUCGGGCCGGGCUGGACCGGGCUUCCGAAAAGCUGGGCCGUGUCGCCUGCGUCGGAGGAGCGCGGCCGCCAUAGGCUCGGCCUCGCCGAGCUGGAGAGCAUGCGCACCCUGUGCGUGUUUGUCGAGUGCGACCCUGCGUCUGACGACACGUUUGCGGGCUUCAGACGCAAGGGCGACGACGGCUAUUUCUCGCGCUCGUGCGCCGAUCUCCUGAGCUGCGUCUUGCUGCUCGCCCCUGCUGUCGAGAGGGUGCGCUUUGAUGCGUUUCCUGGCAUUGGGCGGGACUCGCCGCUGCUGCGGGAGCUGGUGGGCGUGCACAAGAAAAAAGUCCGCGUCGAGUGGGGCCCCGAGCGGGGCUGG